Molossus molossus (Pallas's mastiff bat) is the source of this 1417-nucleotide messenger RNA. It is a transcript of the gene RPRM, whose product is annotated as reprimo, TP53 dependent G2 arrest mediator homolog. Lineage: Eukaryota; Metazoa; Chordata; Mammalia; Chiroptera; Molossidae. The coding region runs from base 185 to 514 and encodes 109 amino acids. The transcript has a single exon. Gene Ontology annotation, cellular component: cytoplasm. The record is from RefSeq and is a predicted model, not a curated record. Gene Ontology annotation, biological process: regulation of mitotic cell cycle.
GCUGCCGCGCGAGUGGAAAGGCUCCUGGGAAACUCUCAAGGUUCCGGGACUUUGGAAAGGAGAGAGCUAGCAGUCCCCGCGCGCAAGUCUGCGAGUGAGUGCUCAGCUCGGCACCUGUUCCUCUCGCGCCACCGCCUUCCCACCCCUCGGACCCGAGCCUCCCGGGCGCCCGCCCGCCCCGGCGAUGAAUCCCUCGCUGGGCAACCAGACGGAUGUGGCCGGCCUGUUCUUGGCCAACAGCAGCGAGGCGCUGGAGCGCGCGGUGCGCUGCUGCACCCAGGCGUCCGUGGUGACCGACGACGGCUUUGCCGAAGGCGGCCCGGACGAGCGCAGCCUGUACAUCAUGCGUGUGGUGCAGAUCGCCGUCAUGUGUGUGCUCUCGCUCACCGUGGUCUUCGGCAUCUUCUUCCUUGGCUGCAACCUCCUUAUCAAGUCCGAGGGCAUGAUCAACUUCCUGGUGAAAGACCGAAGACCGUCUAAGGAGGUGGAGGCGGUGGUCGUGGGGCCCUAUUGACCGGCCCUCCGGCCCCCGCGGCGGCCGCCCCACACUCCCCACUUCGCCAGUCCGGCCGCGCCCCCUCACCAUCCGAGACUGGGCGAAGCAAACCUGUCGGAGUCAAUUAUUUCUCUCGACUUCUGCCUUUCGGGAUGAAACGACCUGUUUCUCGCUCGCUCUUUGAAAGUCCAUAUGCCUGGCUGUAGGAGGAGAGCGCUCUGACUCUGGACUCGGCAGCAAGAGGCAAGAAGAGGACGGUCGGAGCUCGAACUUUGGAAGCUGCGGCUAGCUUGGGAUGCGGGGGAACCGACGGGGCGAAGGCCCUUCUCCACCCGCAGGUGGGCCAAGCUAUGGGAGCAGGUAGAGAGGGCGGGCAGGGGAGAGACCCAGCGGCACCGAAUGCCCGGGUGGCCUGGAAAGUGAUCCGUGUAUACGACACCUAACAAAACUAAUGGGGACACAAAUCCGUGUCGGGAUUCGCGCCCAUUCUCUCCCGCUUCUCCCAGCCCUGGCGGGAGAGGCGAUAAAUACCUUCUGAUUGAUUACAACGUGCCGUUUUAAGGGAUUUUUGUGUUUGCUUGAAUAUAAAUAUUUGAUAACUCCUUUUCUGCCCUAGUGGCCUGUUUGCCUGCCUGGGAGUUAGAGUUUUGUCAUCGUGGGGAGAGGGUGGGGGGAGGGGGAGCCUGCGAAUGUGAAAGGGGUGAGUUGUUUCUUUCAUUGCAUUCACAACUGGGUCUUUUGGAGAGGAGGGGCUGGCGCCCCUGCUGGCCCCCAGCAAAGACCCGAAGUAGAACUCAUAGGUAGCUCGUGACUGUACGAUUUACGCCAAAAAAAAAGUGCUCUUGACGUUCGUGACACCAUUUUGACUUUUUUUUUUUUCUUGUUUAACAUUUCCUUAAUAAAUGCAACAUUUAAGUGUUU